This is a messenger RNA of Lepisosteus oculatus (spotted gar), 3978 nucleotides long. It is a transcript of the gene ehf, whose product is annotated as ets homologous factor. Gene Ontology annotation, molecular function: DNA-binding transcription factor activity, RNA polymerase II-specific; sequence-specific DNA binding. The record is from RefSeq and is a predicted model, not a curated record. NCBI's taxonomy places the organism in Eukaryota, Metazoa, Chordata, Actinopteri, Semionotiformes, Lepisosteidae. Gene Ontology annotation, biological process: regulation of transcription by RNA polymerase II; cell differentiation. Gene Ontology annotation, cellular component: nucleus.
CAGACCUUCAGCAAUACGUGUGUGAAUCCACACUGACUUGUUGCAUUGCAGAAUCUCUGUAUACUCAAACAGGACACCUUCACAAUAGACAUUCUAAUAUUAGACCCCAUUCUUCAAAUCUGCAGCACUGGACCAUGGUCCGAAACACCAGCUGUAUCAUGAGCAUCCCCUCCAGCGCCAGUGUAGACAGCCAGCUGACCGGACCUUGGGGUUCACACUACACCAGCACAGACGUGCCAACUGUAGCCUCAGGUUUCCCAGGCCGACUGUGGCAGCAGGAGACCCAGCCUCAGUACUGGACUAAGUUCCAGGUGUGGGAGUGGCUCCAGCAGACACUGGACGUUCACCAAAUCGAUGCCACCAGCAUCCCAUUCCAGAACUUCGACAUUGACGGCCGGCAGCUGUGUGCCAUGAGCUUCCAGGACUUCACCAGGGCAGCCGGCAGCGUGGGCCCCCUGCUCUACCAGAGCCUCACAGAGCUCAGGUGGAAUGGUCAGUAUGGCAGUGAGCUCUUUGCACCUCUGGACAUUAAGACAGAAGUAGACGAUUUUUCAUGCUCCAUUCUUCCUUACAAAGAGGAGAGCUGCUUCUACAGCUGCACAAACACAGAUCUUUUCGAAACCAAGGAUCCAUUUCCUUCUUCGAUUGCUGUGUCAACACCGGCUUCUCCUGGUACAGAUACAAAGAAGCUUCACAGCAGACCUCAGACUUCACAGAUGAAAAAACACAAUCCUCGUGGGACACACCUUUGGGAGUUCAUCCGGGAUAUCCUGCUGAAUCCUGAGAGGAACCCUGGGCUAAUUAAGUGGGAGGACAGGUCUGAGGGGGUGUUCCGUUUCCUCAAGUCAGAGGCCGUAGCACAGCUCUGGGGCAAGAAGAAAAACAACAGUAGCAUGACCUAUGAGAAGCUGAGUCGUGCCAUGAGAUACUACUACAAGCGAGAGAUUCUUGAGCGCGUGGAUGGAAGGAGGCUCGUAUACAAAUUUGGAAGAAAUGCUCGGGGAUGGAAAGAAUCAGACAAGUGAUGGCAAUGUAUUAUCUUGAAGCCAUGAAGACUUUAAUUUAUGAUAUGAUACAAUGCAGCUAUCUUUUACUAUGAAGAAUAUUUCUUUGUGUGUUCAUUUGCUUUUUUUUUGGUAUUUGGUGUGCUUUGCGCUUCAUGCGAAAACAUGGACAAUUUUUUUCCACUUUUUUCUUUUGCUCUGUGAAGAUUUUUUUCCAGAGAAUGUUGGAAUGGUUUUUAAUAUGAUGAUAGCCAUCUCUGGGAGGGCAUGCUUGAAACUGAGAAACAAUGGAAAAUGUGGACAAUAAUGGAAACCACACAUGGAUGUGCCCUGCCUACCAAUAAUCCCCAGCAGUGUACAUUUUAUUUAAUCUUUUGUCAAAAUCCACUGUUCUGUGUUAUAUUCUAUGGUUACAAGAAGGUGCUCUGAAUUCAACUUAAGAAUUUAAGAGCUUUUUGUUUGUGUUAUUUCUAUUGAAUCACCACACUAAAUAGGCCAAGUUAAUUUUUUUAAUAUGUUUACAGUUUGAUGUCUCUGUUCUUUCUGAACUAAUGCUAACCCUAAUCCAUUUUUUCACGGGCUUCCUCACAAAAUGAAUCAUACUGUUUGUCACAGAAUAAGCCUUGAUAAAGGUACUGGAUCCAGAUAAAGCUGGAUUUUUCUUAUUUUCGGUGCAUGAGUAGAACAAAUUGUUCAGCCAUAAUGAGAUUGAUUCCAUCAGACAUUUAAAAAAAAAGUGGAAAAUCAAUUAGCUGUUAUAAUCAAGUGAUCAAGAUGGGCUGAAUGGCCAUUUUUUAUUUGUAUUUUUUCAUAUUUUCUUAGUUAGGAUUCCAUAUUCUCUCCCGGUUCACUGGAACAUUAAUUUGACAACUCUGUAAAAAUGAAGGCACCAUACAUGUAUAUAAUAUGCCAAGCACUAUUGACAGUGUGCAAAGCUCACUCUUUAAUACCACCCAAGCUCACAGAACCAAGGCUCCCAAGCCAAUUUCAAUCCAUUUGAUCUCGGUGACAUUUGGCUAACUGCAUCCACUACACUGUUGAAGAAGCAUUACCAGAACUGAAAUUAGUGAUUCCUGACUAUACAGCACAUCUUUCACUUUUAGCCAUUAGGAACCCCCUGGAAAGUAUCUAAAUCAAUAAGAAGAAUUGACUUCUUUCCUUUCUGUUGUUCUUUUAGCAAUAUGUCAGCCAAAGGAAACCAUUAAUUACUUAUGUCCCUAAGAAGGAACAUCGGUCCUAUUCAUUAGUUCUUUAAAUGGCAUGCCAUUUAAACACUGCAGCCUAUUGAUUUUCAAAAAUGACCUGCAUUACUCCUACAUGUGUAUUAUUUAUCAUUGAAAGCAUUUAACUCACACAUCUUGUGAUAAUAAGAUCAAUUCACCAUUAGAAAAAGAGAAUGCAAAUUAUGUUCUUCUUUACUACAGAUGAAAAAUGAUCCCUCUGUUCUUAAAAACAAAUAAUAUCUUGGGUUAUUAUAAUUAAAAUAUAGAUGAUACAAGGCCAUUUAGCCCAUCAUUUCAUUUUUCAGCUGGUAAUUAGUUCCGGAUUCUAACUGUAAGAAAUCUAGCUAAAAACCAAAGAAAAAUGAAGAAUCAGCUCUUAUGUUGGUUAAGUGUUGGAUGAUCAUCGACAUCAAAACAAAUUAACUGAAGGGCAACAGAGAAACUGCUUGCUGAAGGAGGUCUGUCGCAUGUGCCUUAUAAAUGGAUAAAUGUUUUUGUUUGAAGGGACAUAAAAGAGAUAUGGAAUGAAGGGACAUUAAAAGAGAUAUUGAGGAGCUCUAUCCUGAAGAGGGAUUUUGAUCCAACCUCCAGCUGUCUCGGGUGUAUGACAGCCUUCUAAAGAACCUGCUUGCUGCUGGAAGAGGAGUACUGGUCACAUCUUUGCUCUUCAUUUCACUGAUCUUAAAGUGCAGCAUGAAAUUGCCUGGCUGUAGUGCUUGGUGAAGAUUCAGUAGCAUGUAUGAAAAGAGAAAGCAUGGUAACAGGGAUGUUUUUUUUGUCGUUUCCCCCGUGUGAAUCAGACCACCCUGAUUUGUCACUGUUUUCCAGACAAUGUUGCAUUUUGCAGUUUUCAUCAGGUUUGUAAUACAUACCAAAGAUAUGAAUAUUUGAAUAACCUCUACGCACUGAAGGACUGUUGAAGGACACUUGAAAAAGUACUUGCUCCAUUAUGGAGUGCAGAUAUUUCACUUGGCAUUUAGUAGAUUUGUAGCUGUGCCUUAUAACCCUUUACAUUCUUUAAAACCUAGAUCACAUUACCAGAUUCAGAGUGUCGAUUGCUAAACUUCCAAUUGUCUCACAAUAGAAAAAGAUUACAUAAAUGUAUAGAAGAAUAUUGUGUAAUAAGAAAGUCAAUUACACUUGGUUCAGUGUUUUUAAGGAAAAUGUAUAUAUGAGAAAUCUUGCACUUCACACAGUACAAUUUGCCUUUGUUACACCCUUUUCCACAGCACCAGCAGUCACAAAACUAAACCAAUUAAAGGAUAAUUAAAGGAUAAAAUGAUUAAAUUAAAUUAAAGGAUUUACUUAAUAUUCCAAACUCUCCAGUUAACUGUGGCUCAUGAACCUUGAACAGCCACCGAUGUCUGUGUGUUUUUCAGAAAGAGGUGUUUCCCAUUGUAGAAUUAAUUACUUCAGUCCUAUCCUUCUCAAAACAGGGACAAAUUAACCGAACACCUCUACAGUUUGAAGCCAAGUGGGGAAAAAAAAGCAGAGGAUGCAUUCAGGGAAAGCUUUUUUGAAUUGGGAUGAGGUGCUUUACCCAGAAUAAUGAGGAAUGAUAACAAUUUGGAUCAAGUGAAUAUUCUUAGGCCACUGAGUAUCCAAUCAGGCAGACAGUCAAUCUGUAUUUCUUCAAAGGAAACAAAUAUACAGUAGAACUGGGGAAAUGUCUUUUUAAAUGUUAGAGUUUGUAAAGGAUUGUACAGAUGUGAACCAUGUCAUCUUUGAAAUAAAGUAUAUACUGUACAUUA